UUCACUCACUGUGUGGUCAAAUACCUUGAAGCUCACGAUAUUAAUUGGUUUUGUUUAGUAAUUAGGGCGGCGGCUUUAAAUGCCCUUCGGCUAGCCCGUUCUUUCCCCCUCACCCCCUGGUUAUCCAGUUCGACUGUUUACGUGAUUAUUUGAUAUAUUUUAAUAAUCGCAAAUAUGUUAAGCCCAAGUGCCGCGUACAGCUCUGCCUCGGCGGGGUCGACUGACGGGCUCCAACGCUGCCUGGUCACUCUCCUGUGGGUAGCGCUUAUCACUCCAGCCCGAGGAUCCAAGGCCGGCGCCGUGGUGGUGGAAUGCGAGGAGGAGUACGUGGAAGUUCGUAUUCCGAGACAACUCAUCACGUCUCCAAUUAAAGUGCUCGAUGAGCACGGCUAUGCCCUGAACGCCCACAGAAUCGCUACAAAGUGCGGCUACACCCUGUCUUCAGGCUGGGACGACACCCUGGUCUUCAGAACCACCUACUACAGCUGCUAUGUGCAUGAACAGAGGAAUGGUUGGUUCAGCUUUGUGCUGCAGAUAGAGGGCGCUCUCUUGCCAGUGACGUGCCGCCGCGGGUCAGGGCUGAGCCCAGAGACUGAUGGCAACGUAAACAUCUGGGCGGUUGCCAAGACAACGGCGAGAAACAUCUGGGGAGCCGUGAACGAGAUUCCAGUAAUGGUUACUGAUGUGAACAUCUUGCCUGUCAACUUCAGGCUGAAGACCACAGUGGAGUAUUCUUCUCUCUUUCCCUCCUCCCCAGGUCCCCCUGCGGUCAGGUUUGUGACCCCAGAUGCAGGACUCUGGGAGAUAAAGACUGAGUUACCCAGGGUGACAGAGUUCCUGAGCCACGGGCUGCGGUGUGGGGCUGACGGGAUCUCUGAAUCCGAAUGCAUCCGCCUGGGCUGUGCCUUCGACUCUGUGCACCACAGCCCCCCCUGCUUCUAUAAAUACACAGGCUGCUCUCGGUCGGGUCACUUUGUCAUCCUGGUCAACAGCAGCUCCACGACCCCGCCCCUUCGACUGACAUCUGCACGCGUGUCACAGGGUCAGGGGGCACAGUGCCAGCCCAAGUGGAUGACCUCUGACCUGGCAGUGUUCCACUUCCCGGUCCGUGAUUGUGGGAGUGGGAAACUGCUCGUAGGAGACUCUGUCCUGUACGAGACAGAGAUCGUUGCUGAUCGGGAUCUGGUGACUGCGCUGAGCUACGCUAUCAGUCGUGACAGUGGGUUCCGGCUGCGUGUGCGCUGUGUGUAUCAGGCGAGCGGGGACGCCAGACUGGAGACCAUCGUCAACCCCCCACCCGCCUUCAAACCCAUCUCUGAACUGGGAACCGUGAGGCUGGAGCUACGCAUCGCAAAAGGCAGGUCAAGCACAGUCGCUGACACUCGGAAUAUCCAUUGCAUUAUUGCUGCGAAUCAAGGCUUCCUUAAUUCUAGCCUCCUUAUUGGCUAUUAACAUUCUUUUCCCCUCCCCUUUUAAAGCAU
Messenger RNA from Polyodon spathula (Mississippi paddlefish), 1481 nucleotides. Its product is annotated as zona pellucida sperm-binding protein 4-like. Bases 175 to 1452 code for a protein of 425 amino acids. Gene Ontology annotation, molecular function: structural constituent of egg coat; acrosin binding. Gene Ontology annotation, cellular component: egg coat. The record is from RefSeq and is a predicted model, not a curated record. The transcript is spliced from 7 exons. Gene Ontology annotation, biological process: prevention of polyspermy; binding of sperm to zona pellucida. NCBI's taxonomy places the organism in Eukaryota, Metazoa, Chordata, Actinopteri, Acipenseriformes, Polyodontidae.